AUGGCGUUACUCCCGAACCAGCCUGGCCAGACCUUUGUCACCGUGUCUCCUAUUGCCGCAGGAUUUAUUACUCUCCCUGACAAAUACUUUGUUCAUCCAGCUGAUGCCGACGCCAAGCGGACAGUCCCCUCUUUGGCGUUCCUCAUCACCCAUCCCGGUUCCGACGUCUUUGACAACAACAACAAAAAUCCUCUCAGGUUGAUGUUCGACCUCGGACUGCGCUCGAAAGAGGGGCGAUACAUGCAUGUUCAGCAAAAGCAUCUCAGCGGACGACAACCAUACCGAUUACAUGGCGCGGCGGAACAGCUGAAAGCUGGCGGGAUUGCACCGGAGGACAUUGAUGUGGUCCUAUUGAGCCAUGUACACUAUGACCAUCAUGGCGACCCGGAAGAUUUUCCGAAUGCGCUCUUCCUGGUGGGCCACGGAGCAUUGGAUGUCCUCAAGCACGGUUUGUCGAGCAAAGGUUCUCACCAGCAUUUCGACCCGAAUCUAUUGCCAGAAGGGAGAGCGGAGGAACUGCCUGCGAUGGGCAAAAAAGGUCGUAAGAGUUGGCAGUGGGCAGAGUUGGGACCAUUUCCAGCGGCGCUGGAUUUGCUUGGCGACGGAAGCAUCUAUGCGAUCGAUACGCCGGGCCAUUUGCCGGGACACGUGAACCUGCUGUGCCGCACCGGCCCGCAGUCCUGGGUAUACUUGGCGGGCGACGCGUACCAUGACAGCCGGCUGCUUACCGGGGAGAAGGAGAUUGGUUGCUGGACUGAUGACUCUGGCGAGACGUUAUGCAUCCAUCUAGACAAGUCUGCGGCGAGCGAGUCGAUUCAGCGGCUGAGAAAGCUGGCUGAGAACAGAGACGUGGAGCUGGUCGCAGCACAUGAUGAUGGCUGGUAUGAACGGAACAAAGCUAGGAUGUUUCCUGCGAACUUGUAG
Lasiodiplodia theobromae is the source of this 924-nucleotide messenger RNA. RefSeq names its product 3-hydroxyisobutyrate dehydrogenase. The record is from RefSeq and is a predicted model, not a curated record. Bases 1 to 924 code for a protein of 307 amino acids. The transcript has a single exon. Lineage: Eukaryota; Fungi; Ascomycota; Dothideomycetes; Botryosphaeriales; Botryosphaeriaceae.